Messenger RNA from Apus apus (common swift), 2447 nucleotides. RefSeq names its product FGGY carbohydrate kinase domain containing (gene FGGY). Gene Ontology annotation, molecular function: phosphotransferase activity, alcohol group as acceptor; kinase activity. The record is from RefSeq and is a predicted model, not a curated record. NCBI's taxonomy places the organism in Eukaryota, Metazoa, Chordata, Aves, Apodiformes, Apodidae. Gene Ontology annotation, biological process: carbohydrate metabolic process. The coding region runs from base 625 to 2280 and encodes 551 amino acids. The transcript has 21 exons.
CCGCCUUCCCGAGGGGCUGCUCCCCGCCCCCCCCCGUUUCCCGCCCGCUCUCCUGGGUGAUGCGGGUUUAGCCCGAUACCGCCCGUUCGCCGUGAGGGUGCACGCAAGGGCUUUGCCGGUACAGUGACCGGGGAUGGCCAUUCCCGGUCUCAGGAACGUGUCAGGCAUAGCCGGUGCUCCAAGAAAUAGAGAAUUGGGCAAAUUUCCCAUCCUGUGGAGCUUACAGUUGGAAAAGUGCUCUAUGUGCAAAGAAGGCUGGCAGAAUAGCAGCUGACCCACAGUGGGAGCCCAAAGAUGAAGGGAGUACAACAAGGCAGACAUUCCAAAACUGGCUGGAUGGUAUCAAGAAGGUAUUUAGGGUACCGGCUGCAAUGUGCACAUAUUUGCAAAGGCUUCUCUUCAGGAUGCUUAUCAAAGUGGUGGCUCAGAAGUGGAGUGUUCAGUCUCCAGUCAAGCAGAUGAGAAAAGUAGUUGGUCUCAACCCGACGAACCAGGUACUCUUCAAUCUCUGUGUCCUCUAAUGAUCUUGCAAUGAUGCUGAAUUAAAGAUCCUGGAAGAGGAAAGGGAGUUCACUGUCUUCCAGAAGAGAUUUGCCACUCUGCUAUCACCAGGUUUUAUUCAAAAUGCACAGUAAGAAGCAGCAUCCAGUAAAAUACUAUGUUGGAAUUGAUGUUGGGUCAGCAAGUGUUCGUGCGGCUUUGGUAGAUGAAUUUGGGACAGUAGUGGCACAUACAGAUCAGCCAAUUCAGAUCUGGGAGCCCCAAACAGACCACUACGAGCAAUCCUCUGCUGAUAUUUGGGCUGCUUGUUGCUCAGUCACAAAGAAAGUUGUCUGUGGAAUAGAUGCCAGCCAGAUUCGAGGGGUUGGUUUUGAUGCUACAUGUUCCCUUGUUGUUGUGGAUAAACAGUUCCAACCUUUGGCAGUCAACUGUGAAGGGCAAAACUAUAGGAAUGUUAUUAUGUGGAUGGACCAUCGUGCAGUCAGUCAAGUCGAGCGCAUCAACGCAACGCAACAUCGGGUUUUGAGCUAUGUGGGGGGAGUGAUGUCUGUGGAAAUGCAGCCACCUAAAUUGCUGUGGCUAAAGGAAAACUUGCAAGAAUCAUGCUGGGAGAAGGCAGGGUGCUUCUUUGAUCUUCCAGAUUUCUUAUCUUGGAAAGCCACAGGUGUCACUGCAAGGUCUCUCUGUACAGUAGUGUGCAAGUGGACAUACACUUCAGAUGGAGGCUGGGAUGACAGUUUCUGGAAAAUGAUUGGUUUGGAAGAUUUGGUGAAGGAUAAAUAUGAAAAAAUAGGAAACCACGUCUUGUCUCCUGGAGAGUCUGUUGGAAAAGGUCUAACGCCAGAAGCUGCAAAAGAUCUUGGUCUCCCUGAAGGGAUUGCAGUAGCAGCAUCUCUCAUUGAUGCACACGCAGGAGGACUAGGAGUAAUUGGAGCAGAUGUGAAAGGACAUAACCUGCCAUGUGAAAACCAGCCAAUUACAUCCCGGGUUGCUAUGAUCUGUGGAACAUCUUCAUGCCACAUGGGGGUCAGUGAAACACCCAUUUUUGUGCCUGGUGUUUGGGGACCAUAUUUCUCUGCAAUGGUACCUGGAUUGUGGUUGAAUGAGGGUGGUCAAAGUGCUACAGGAAAACUGAUAGAUCACGUGGUCCGAGGCCAUGUCGCUUUCCCAGAGCUACAAUCAAAAGCUGCAGCCAGUGCUCACAAUAUAUAUACAUGCUUGAACAGUCACCUGGAUCUGAUUAAGAAAUCUUUGCCUGUGGGUUUCCUCACUGUUGAUUUACAUGUUUGGCCAGAUUUCCAUGGUAACAGAUCUCCCUUAACAGAUCUGACACUAAAGGGCAUGGUUGUUGGACUGACAUUGUCUCGGGGUCUGGAUGAACUUGCCCUUAUCUACUUGGCCACGAUUCAAGCCAUUGCUUUAGGAACAAGACAUAUUUUGGAAACUAUGCAGGCUGCAGGGCAUGAUAUCAACACGCUGUUUCUGUGCGGUGGGCUGAGCAAGAACCCCCUCUUUGUGCAGAUGCAUGCUGACAUUACUGGCAAGCCUGUUGUCCUGUCCAAAGAAGUGGAGUCUGUUUUGGUGGGUGCUGCUAUUCUUGGAGCUUGUGCUUCUGGGGAUUUUGCAUCUAUACAGGAGGCCAUGGCGAAAAUGGGGAAAAUUGGGAGAGUCGUGCAGCCUAAUCAUGAGCAUAAAAGCUUUUAUGACAAGAAAUACAAAGUCUUCUUGAAACUUGUGGAACACCAGAGAGAGUAUCGCUCCAUCAUGAACAGCUUCUAAUCCAGAGUCACAUAAACUGGGAACAGCAGUGAUAAUGAAUUUAUAGGUACUUGUGGUGAGGGUACUUUCUGAGGGCUGUACUGCCCAUGUUAAAACAUACUUUUGUAAUUUAAAGUGUACAUUUUAAUUUUCAAUGAGAAAUAAAAUGCACUCUCUUCACUGUGAAA